Molecule: messenger RNA, 1591 nt
Organism: Nipponia nippon (crested ibis)
Lineage: Eukaryota; Metazoa; Chordata; Aves; Pelecaniformes; Threskiornithidae
Source: RefSeq, a predicted model, not a curated record
GGGGGUUACUUUUCCCCUCCCCUGAACCGAAGUCGUCGCCGGCGCGGUGAGGAUUUCCGGAGAAGAUGGGGAGAAAAAAGAUCCAGAUCCAGCGGAUCACGGACGAGCGCAAUCGGCAGGUGACCUUCACCAAGCGCAAGUUCGGCUUGAUGAAGAAGGCCUACGAGCUAAGCGUCCUGUGCGACUGCGAGAUCGCCCUGAUCAUCUUCAACCACUCCAACAAGCUGUUCCAGUAUGCCAGCACCGACAUGGACAAGGUGCUGCUCAAGUACACCGAGUACAACGAGCCCCACGAGAGCCGGACCAACGCGGACAUCAUCGAGACGUUAAGAAAGAAAGGUUUUAACGGCUGUGACAGCCCGGAGCCCGACGGCGAUGACUCGAUAGACCAGAGCCCCUUGAUGGAGGAUAAAUACCGUAAAGGCAACGAGGAUCUGGAUAUCCUGUUCAAGCGAUACGGUUCCGCAGUGCCCGCUCCGAACUUCGCCAUGCCCGUGACGGUGCCGGUGACCAACCAAAACACCCUGCAGUUCAGCAACCCGGGCAGCUCGCUGGUGACCCAGUCCCUGGUGACCUCCUCGCUGACGGACCCCCGGCUCCUCUCGCCGCAGCAGCCGGCACUGCAGAGAAACACCGUGUCCCCGGGGCUGCCACAGAGGCCGGCCAGCGCAGGGGCGAUGCUCGGGGGAGACCUGAACAACACGAACGGAGCCUGCCCAAGCCCCGUGGGAAACGGCUACGUGAGUGCCAGAGCCUCUCCAGGUCUCCUUCCCGUCUCCAACGGCAGCAGCUUGGGCAAGAUCAUCCCUGCCAAGUCCCCGCCACCGCCCUCCCACAGCACGCAGCUCCCCACCAACAGCCGCAAGCCGGAUUUACGCGUGAUCACCUCGCAGAGCGGGAAGGGGUUGAUGCACCAUUUGAAUACGCAGCGGUUAGGUGUCUCCCAAGCAACUCACUCUUUAACCACGCCGGUUGUUUCUGUGGCUACUCCGAGUUUGCUGACGCAGGGGCUGCCUUUCUCUGCCAUGCCCACGGCGUACAACACAGAUUAUCAGCUGACGAGCGCCGAGUUGUCUUCGCUGCCAGCAUUCAGCUCACCUGGUGGGCUGUCCCUUGGCAACAUCUCUGCCUGGCAGCAGCAGCAGCAGCAACAGCAACAGCAGCAACAACAGCAGCAACCGCAGCAGCCGGCGCAGGCACAGCAACAGCAGCAAACACAAGGGAGUCACUUGUCCCACACCACCACUUUGACUGUCAACACCAACCCCAACAUCAGCAUCAAGUCGGAGCCCGUCUCGCCCAACCGGGAAAGAAACACUGCCACCCCGCUCAGCACCUUCCCCCACCAGCCCCGGCACGAGCCCACCGGCCGCUCGCCCGUCGACAGCCUCAGCAGCAACACCAGCUCCUACGAAGGCAGCAGCGAGCGGGACGAUCCCGCCCGCCCCGAUUUCGGCUCAUCCCUGGGCCUCCUGCGACCCACCAGCGAGCCCGAGGGGGAGAGCCCCUCCGUAAAGCGCAUGCGGUUGGAUACCUGGGUCACAUAACGGGUCCCCGUCGUCCCUGGGAGCGCCGCCGGCUCGCAGCGGGG